Molecule: messenger RNA, 2380 nt
Organism: Durio zibethinus
Lineage: Eukaryota; Viridiplantae; Streptophyta; Magnoliopsida; Malvales; Malvaceae
Product: putative carboxylesterase 11
Molecular function (GO): hydrolase activity
Source: RefSeq, a predicted model, not a curated record
UUGGAGGUGAUAGAGCAAUAAUCCUCUGCUUUUCCACCAAGUUUCAAUCUUGAACGCCCUUUUGCUUCCCCCACUUGAUUGUUUCUAUUAUACAAAUUGUAAACUCAAGUCCAUCUUCUAGAUAAAAGAAAUUGUAUUAUUGUAACAUCGAUGGGUAAAGAAUUUUCAAACUCUUUCGAAAUAUUUAAUUACAUAAUCAGAAAAAUUCUCUGUUUCAAACUCUGUACGGACAGAAUUCAGGAAGCAGCAGCGAAAAUCGGAAGCUUCUGCUCUGACUACUAGCCAGGGAGCCACCAAAAAGUCCCCAAUAGACGCCUUCAAGGCUUCAACGAGUUGAACCGUCUCUCCUCAGGCGUCAUCGAUGGCGUCAACACAAUCCCACAAGUCUUGAUUCUUGAACUCCAUCUUUGUUCACGUUAUCUCUAUCCUUCACCGUACCUUGUUUUUCCCUUUCUGUUGUUUUCAAUAAAAGAUGCCAAGCUUAGCGGUGAAACUCUAUAGCAUCUUCUUCAAGUUUCAGAAAAGAUAUCUGCUACGUAAUCUAACACAAGCUUCUCUUCACAACGUCGAUCCUUUUGGCAUAACUUCACGCCAUGAAGAACCAACGGCCCCCAGCAACCCUUCUUUCAAUGAUGGAGUUGCCACCAAGGACAUCCACAUCGACCCUUUUUCAUCUCUUUGCAUCCGCUUAUUCCUUCCGGACACGGUUGUUAACUCUGACCUGACAACAAACGAAGAGAAAAGCAAAGAUGGUACUUUUGUUUACAGAGGUUACUCUCCACAGACAGGAAAAAAACACAAGAAACUACCGGUGAUGUUACAGUUUCAUGGCGGGGCUUUUGUCGGUGGAAGCAAUGAUAGUGUAGGGAAUGAUGUGUUUUGCAAGAGGAUUGCUAAGCUUUGUGAUGUGAUCGUGAUUGCAGUUGGCUAUAGGCUGGCACCGGAGAGUAGGUAUCCGGCGGCAUUUGAGGAUGGUUUGAAGGUGUUGAAUUGGUUAGGGAAACAGGCGAAUUUGGCAGAGUGUGGGAGGUGGAUGGGGAAUGGGAGAAAGAGAAUGGAUGCUCAUGUUUUUGAUGGGUUUGGUGCGUCUAUGGCUGAGCCUUGGUUGGCUGCUCACGGAGAUCCCUCUAGGUGCGUACUUCUUGGGGUAAGCUGUGGUGCAAACAUAGCAGACUAUGUGGCUCGAAAGGCUGUUGAGGCUGGGAAGCUUUUGGAUCCUGUUAAGGUGGUGGCACAAGUCCUGAUGUAUCCAUUUUUCAUUGGAAGCAAUCCCACAAAUUCUGAAAUUAAACUGGCAAACUCAUACUUCUAUGACAAGUCUAUGUGCACGCUGGCUUGGAAACUUUUUCUGCCUGAGGAAAAUUUCAACCUGGAUCAUCCAGCUGCCAACCCUUUAAUCCCUGGGAGAGAGCCUCCUCUGAAGUUCAUGCCCCCAACACUGACAGUUGUGGCAGAGCAAGACUUGAUGAGGGAUCGAGCUAUUGCUUACUCUGAGGAACUCCGAAAGGUUAACAUAGAUGCUCCCCUUCUCAAAUACAAGGAUGCUGUUCAUGAGUUUGCGACUCUGGAUGUGCUUAUUCAGACACCACAAGCACAAGCCUGUGCAGAAGAUAUUGCUAUAUGGGUCAAGAAAUAUAUAUCACUCAGAGGCCAUGAGUUUUCUUAUUGAAUAGAUAAGUAUAUCAGUAUCACAGCAACAUGGUCAGCAAUUUUGCAUAAAGAGGAAUAGAGUUUCAGGUUACCUCCGCCGACUCAUUUAUUUUGAAUGCCUAUCAGGGUGAGAGGCCUGCUGCCUUUUGUAAAAAUGAACUGUUUGUCUAAUCCCUUGGGAUUUCAGAUGCAAUUUCUUCCUUGUUAUAGUUCACUAGGAAUAUUCGUUUGUUCAUAUUCUUUUCCUCAAUUUUGAGAUGUCUUAUAUUUAGGAAUAAGCUGAAUGAGAUGCAUUAUUAUUAUCCCUUUCUUUGUGGUUUUAAGUUUUAAAAUUGUGCCGAUCACCAUUUACAAAUUGCUCCUAGCAACUCUUUCUCUCCUUGCCAGAAACUGUUACUUGGUCUUGUAAUUAUGAAAAUUAAAAAAUUAAUCAGCCGGUGCGAAGGAUGUAUUGGCUAUUUUGCCGAUGCCCUGCCAGACUUGUAUUUUCACCAUCUUGCUUGAUUGGUUAUUUGUUAAUGCAUUAAAAGAAAUAUCUUCUGCAGUUUUCUUGGAACUCCAUCGUAAAAGCAUCUACAAUCGAUGCCCAACAUUCAGGAAAAAAUAAAAAUACUAUUUUUUGUGUUAGCAUAAUGCAGGAUGGCAGAAAUUUGUGUUUUAUUGAAUAGUAAACUAGUAUAGCAAGUAGCAACAGAUUGCAGAGAAAUCAGUCGGUAACCGCGUCCCUAUC